AUGACGACCGAGAAACAAGACUUCUGGUCCGCCGAGGCCUACCAGGAUGCAGCCGCAUUUGUGCCCCGACUGGCCGGCAAGAUUGUCGGCUGGCUGGACGUGCAGAAGGACGACGUGAUCCUGGACAUUGGCUGUGGGGACGGCGUGCUCGACGUGUCGAUCGGCCACAUCCUCGCGCAGGGCCACGGCUCCGUCCACGGCAUCGACAGCUCGCUCGCCAUGAUUACGUCAGCCGAGACGGCCGUCCGGACAGCCGGUCUGAGCAACUGCACAUUUGAGGUUCUCGAUGCCAACGACCUCCCUCAUCGUCCCGACCUCCUGCAGGCUCGCUUCCACAAGGCCUUCUCCAACGCCGCCCUGCACUGGAUCCUUCGGCCACCCGACCGCCGUGAGGCCUUCUUCCGCGGCGUGCGCGACGCCCUGCAGCCGGGUGGCCUCUUUGCCUUUGAGAUGGGCGGCCUCGGCAAUGUGGCCGAGCUCGUGACCGCCGUCGUCGCUGCCGUCAGCCGUCGCGUCGGCCUCGCCGCCACCGUCGUCGCCGAUCCCUGGUUCUUCCCCGACGAGGCCUGGGCCCGCCACAUGCUCGAAUCCCGCGUCGGCGGCUGGUCCGUCCUCGCGGCUGAGCGCCAAUGGCGUCCAACCCCCGCCGGCACCUCCGGUGUCGAUGGCUGGAUCCGCCUCAUGGCACGCCCUUUUCUCGACCUCAUCCCCGAUCCGAUUGAGCGCGAGGCCUGCACCCGCGAGAUCGUCCAGGUCCUUGAGUACACCACCCGCCAGCCCGACGGCUCCUUCAACCUCAACUAUGUCCGGUUGCGCGUGCUGGCUCGGAAGAUAUGA
Molecule: messenger RNA, 837 nt
Organism: Grosmannia clavigera kw1407
Lineage: Eukaryota; Fungi; Ascomycota; Sordariomycetes; Ophiostomatales; Ophiostomataceae
Product: methyltransferase type 11
Exons: 4
Coding region: 1-837 (278 amino acids)
Source: RefSeq, a predicted model, not a curated record